GCCUCACACAUAUAAAUAUCAACCUGGAUCACGCUCAAUUUUGCUAUUGUAAACCUUGAAAUUCGACAACAAACAUUUCUUUGAUACUGAAUUGCUUAUUCCUGUCAUUUGUUCAAAAUGGUCCAACUCUCUUCGCUCGCGUAUGGCGCCCUUAUUACCACUGUCGCAUCCGCAUAUGUGACUGGUCGCCAGGCGCCGCAGAGCAUCAACAAUGCCUUCAAGGCACAUGGCAAGAAGUAUUUCGGAACCAUUGCGGAGGGUCAAUCAUUGCAGAAUAGCCAGAAUGAGGCUAUCAUUGCUGCUGAUUUCAGCGCCCUGACUCCCGAGAAUAGCCUGAAGUGGGAUGCAACCGAGCCUUCGCAGGGUAGCUUCAGUUUCAGCGGAUCUGACGCUGUUGUCAACUACGCGCAGCAACAUGAGAAGCUUAUGCGAGGACAUACCCUUGUUUGGCACUCUCAGCUCCCACAAUGGGUUCAGCAGAUCAAUGAUCCCAACACUCUUACCAAGGUUAUUCAGGACCAUGUCACCAAGGUCAUGACCCAAUACAAAGGGAAGAUCUACGCCUGGGAUGUGGUGAAUGAAAUCUUCGCUGAGGAUGGAUCCCUUCGCGACAGCGUGUUCUCAAAGGUUCUUGGUGAAGACUUUGUCCGAAUCGCCUUUGAAGCUGCUCGUGCCGCUGAUCCCAACGCCAAGCUGUACAUCAAUGACUACAACCUGGAUUCCGCUUCCUACGCCAAGACUCAGGGAUUUGUGAGCAAGGUUAAAAAGUGGAUUGCUGCAGGAAUUCCUAUUGAUGGAAUCGGCUCUCAAUCUCACUACAGCUCUGGGGGAUUCCCAACUUCAGGAACCCAGGACGCCCUGAAGGCCCUUGCGUCCACUGGUGUCUCGGAAUUGGCUAUUACCGAACUUGACAUUGCAGGAGCCGGCUCCAACGACUACGUGAAUGUUGUCAAUGCGUGCUUGAAUGUACCCAAGUGUAUCGGUAUCACUGUUUGGGGUGUCUCUGACAAGGACUCAUGGCGCUCGGAUGAGAGCCCAUUGUUGUUCGAUGGCAACUACCAAGCUAAGGAUGCCUAUGGAGCUAUCCUUGCUGCGCUGUAAACCAGCCCCGUCUUUCAACUCUUCCACCGCAGGCGAUGUGAGAAAUGGAAGCCUGUGUAGAAAAUAUGGAAUUCGAUAUUUCAUAGAAGAAGCCGGCAGCUAGCCAUUGUACUCGUACAAAUCGAGAGAUAUGUAAUGUGCGAACCAAUCGAAUUUGACUAUGUGUAAGCUAGGAGAAAUCCCCA
Messenger RNA from Aspergillus wentii DTO 134E9, 1286 nucleotides. RefSeq names its product endo-1,4-beta-xylanase. Gene Ontology annotation, biological process: carbohydrate metabolic process. The transcript is spliced from 10 exons. The coding region runs from base 118 to 1101 and encodes 327 amino acids. NCBI's taxonomy places the organism in Eukaryota, Fungi, Ascomycota, Eurotiomycetes, Eurotiales, Aspergillaceae. Gene Ontology annotation, molecular function: hydrolase activity, hydrolyzing O-glycosyl compounds. The record is from RefSeq and is a predicted model, not a curated record.